Spathaspora passalidarum NRRL Y-27907 is the source of this 3288-nucleotide messenger RNA. RefSeq names its product sulfite reductase subunit alpha (gene MET10). The record is from RefSeq and is a predicted model, not a curated record. Gene Ontology annotation, molecular function: sulfite reductase (NADPH) activity; flavin adenine dinucleotide binding; FMN binding. The coding region runs from base 1 to 3288 and encodes 1095 amino acids. NCBI's taxonomy places the organism in Eukaryota, Fungi, Ascomycota, Pichiomycetes, Serinales, Debaryomycetaceae. Gene Ontology annotation, cellular component: cytosol. The transcript has a single exon.
AUGGCACCUCACGCAUUGGCUGAAACACCCGCUGUUUCUAGUCUUGACUCCAGUGUCAACGAAUUAGACAUUAGCAGCACCGCUAUUAUCAAAGCCAACCCUUUUGGUACUGCAGUUGAUCCAAACCUUAUCAAAGGUGCAGUCUACACUUCUGCUUCUACGAUUAUUAACCAAGCAGUUUAUUCUAUUGCUUCCAAGAUUUUCAGCUACGAAACCGUUGGUGCUGACAAUUUGAUUGAUUCUCACAUUCAAUUAUGGAGCCAAACUUAUCAACGUGGAAACUCGUUUGGUAUUGUUCCUUUCUUCCACAAACUUCAAGUUAGAUCUGGUGCUUCAAACGCCAUCUUAGGGUAUUUCAAGAAGAAUGGCACUAAUGGCCAACCUUUAUCUGUUUUUGUUGGCGGUAACGGUUUGAACUAUAUGAGAAGUUCUUUGGCCGGCCAACUCAAUGACAGUUUACCAUUGAGUUUGAACGUUUCUGCUAUUGAUUUCGUUGAGGAUUCCUUAGUUUCAAACUAUGGUUCUUCUUUAAGCGUUGCCCGUGAUUUAGGAUUCCCAGUAUUCACUCCAGUUGAUUCCAAAGACGGUUUAGAAUUACAACAUUUGGCCGUUUUGAACCAUACUUUUGCCUCAUUUGUUGGUAAGCCUUCUUUAUUUUUGUUUGAUGGUCCGGAUUUUGUUAAAUCUUUUACCAGAUAUUCUAAUUUAUUAUCAGUUGAAAAGUUGGGUCAUUUGUACCAAGGUUUAUUGAAUGAUUUGUCAUCAGUCGUCCCAACUAGCGUUGACAAUGCUAUCGACUUGGCUUUCAAUGCUUUGAACAACCUUACCGGAAAGUCUUAUGCUCCAUUUGAAUACGUUGGUAGUGCCAAUCCUGAAACUGUUUUUAUUAUUUAUGGUUCCCACGAAUCUACUCAAGUCUCUGACUUGAUCAAACGUAGUGGUGACAAGAUUGGUUUAGUAAAGGUUAGAGUUCCAUUGCCAUUCAACCAUGGUAAAUUCUUAGCCACCAUUCCUAGCUCCACCAAGAAAUUAGUUGUUUUAAGUCCAGACAAUGUCUCCUUAAAGGCCGAUAUCACUGCUGCUUUAUUCUUGAAUGGUAGAUACUUUGGUAUCACCAUAGACGAAUUUGUUUACUCACUUGACUUUACUUGGACCCCAAUUACCAUUGCCAAAAUCUUGUCUGAAUUUGUUCCAAACUUGAAUGUGGAUAAAUUAUUGUUGUCUACAGCUAAGAACUCAGUUGAAGCUUUAACUGCCAAUUCUUCUCCUGAAGGUCAAUUUGUAUUCUGGGGUAAGGACAAUGGUAUUAUUACAACUACUGCUGAUAAGUUAGCUUUAUCAUUGUCAUUAGAUAACUCCAAGGCUGUUGAUAUUCGUAACAGGUACGACAAUUCCCAGGCCGGUGGUGUUUUCCAAUCUCAAAUUAUUGUUACCAGUGAAGGUUCAACUGUUGGCGAUGGUGCUGAUGUUGUUAUCAUUGAGGACUUAGCACUUUUAGACAACUACGAUAUCUUAGCCACUGUUAAACCAGGUGCUAAGGUGUUGUACAUUAACAAUAAGAAGAUUGCUUCUCUCGAAGAAGAUGUUGUUGCUAAAUUACCUUUGGAGUUCAAGAAGACUUUAGCUUCUAAUCAAAAUGAGUUAAUUUUGGUUGAUUUCUCUAUUAUUGAUACCUUAGAUGAAUUAAACAAUUCCAUCAAGGGUUUAUCUGGUGAAUUCUUGCUUCAAUUAGCUUUCUGGAGAGCUUCAUUACCCGAAUUGAAGGGUUUCAUUGUUAACAAGUUGUUACAAGCUAACGGUAACUCUUUUGAAUUAUUAGCUACUGUUUUGGAUAACUUUAUCAACAUUGUUGACGAUAAUCAAGGUAUCAAGGAAAUUGUUGUUGAUUCUAAAUGGAGUGAAUUAGUCGAAGAAGAUCCAGAAGAAAAGGAAGAGCAACAGGAAGAAGAAGAAGAAGAAGAAGAAGUUAAACAAUUACCAUUCUUUGUUAAAGAAACUUCCUUAUUCCCUAACCCCAGAACUUCGACUGAAACUGCUGAAGAAAUCAACACUAAUGCCCACACUAGUCUUGCUCAAAAGAUCGCUUUCCCUGAAGCUUACAAUGUUUCUCAAGAAUUGAGACCAGACUUACCAAUGAAGAACUUUGUAGUUAAGGUGCAAGAAAAUAAGAGAUUGACUCCAACUGAAUAUCUGAGAAACAUCUUCCAUAUCGAAUUUGAUAUUACCGGUACAGGCUUAACUUAUGAUAUUGGUGAAGCUUUAGGUAUUCAUGGUAGAAACAACAGUGAAGCUGUUGAAGAAUUCUUGCAAUUCUAUGGUGUUGAUGGAGAUUUGCUUGUUGAAAUCUCUAAUGGGGCUGAAUUGCAAAUUAGAUCAGCUAGACAAGUCUUGUCUGAAAUGGUUGAUUUCUUGGGUAAGCCACCAAAGAGAUUCUACGAAUCUUUAGCUGAAUAUGCCACUGAUGAAACUGAAAAGACAGCAAUCGCCAAGUUAGCUACUGGUGGCGAAGAAUUGAAGCAAAGACAAGAGGUUUCAUUUGAUACUUACUUUGAUAUCUUGCAAGAAUUCAAAUCUGCUAAACCAGCUUUCCAAGAUUUGAUCAAGAUCAUUUCUCCAUUGAAGAGAAGGGAAUAUUCUAUUGCUUCUUCCCAAAAGAUCCACGAAAACGCUAUUCAUUUGUUGAUUGUUGUUGUUGAUUGGGUUGACUCCAAGGGUAGAUUAAGAUAUGGUCACUGUUCCAAGUACUUGUCUGAUUUGAAGAUCGGUGACGAAUUAGUUGUCAGCGUUAAACCUUCGGUUAUGAAGUUACCACCAUUAUCCACCCAACCAAUUGUUAUGUCUGGUUUAGGUACUGGUUUAGCUCCAUUCAAGGCCUUCAUUGAAGAAAAAAUCUGGCAAAAGAACCAAGGUAUGGAAAUUGGCGAAAUCUACUUGUACUUGGGUUCUAGACACAAGAAGGAAGAAUAUCUUUAUGGUGAACUUUGGGAAGCUUAUAAGGAUGCUGGUGUUUUAACCCACAUUGGUGCUGCCUUCUCUAGAGAUCAACCACAAAAGAUUUAUAUCCAAGAUAAAAUUAGAGACACUAUUGAAGAAUUAACUGAUGCUAUUGUCACCAAGAAUGGUUCUUUCUACUUGUGUGGUCCUACUUGGCCCGUUCCUGAUAUCACCCAAUGUUUGGAAGACAUUGUUGCCAAUGGUGCUAAAAAACAAGGUGUUGAAAUUAAAGAUGUUGCUAAAGUUGUUGAAGAUAUGAAGGAAGAAGGCCGUUACAUCUUAGAAGUUUAUUAG